CCUCACGUGCACAUUAUAACGGACGGCAGUUUGUCAGCACCUCCACCCCGCACUGUUAGCGGCGGCGCUCUCUGGACUGCUUCCACGAACCAAUCCAAGUGGAAUAUUCAUUUCAUUCAUACUCAACAACCCUAAACCCACAUGACUACUCUCACUCUGUCUCCUCCACCUCCUCUCUCUCUUCUCCACCUCCCUUCCCAUGUGACCCACCGCACCCUAUACUUCCCUCCUAUGGCUAUCCUGCGCCACCUAACCCUCCACCACCACCGCCGCCGCCGCCUAUCCUCCAUCGCAGCCGCCGCGCUCCGCCAAGACACCACCGUCUGGACCCCAGCACCUCUCGCUGCUGUCAAACCCGCUGCCGAGUCCCUCUUCCACGUCACCAUCGACAUCUCUGAGUCCCCCGACCUCGUCUCCUCCCACACCGUCGCGGGGCAGUACCUCCAGCUCCGGCUGCCGGACGUCGAGAAGCCUUCGUUCCUCGCCAUCGCGUCUCCGCCGUCGUUGGCGGCGGCUAGAGGCGAGUUCGAGUUCUUGGUGAAGAGCAUUGCUGGAUCUACGGCGGAGCUGCUCUGCGGGCUCGGGAAAGGGGAUUUUGUUGAGUUGAGUCAGGUUAUGGGGAGAGGCUUCGAUCUAGAUCAAAUCUCGCCGCCUGAGGAAUUUCCGACUGUUCUGAUCUUCGCUACUGGAUCUGGAAUUAGCCCAAUCCGGUCUUUGAUUGAGUCAGGAUUCAGUGCCGAUAAGAGACCUGAUGUGAGACUCUAUUAUGGGGCUAGAAACCUUCAAAGAAUGGCUUAUCAGGAUAGGUUCAAAGAUUGGGAAUCUUCAGGUGUUAAAAUUGUUCCAGUAUUAUCACAACCUGAUGAUAAUUGGACUGGUGAACAUGGUUAUGUACAGGCUGCUUUUGCAAGAGCCAAAAAAAUUUAUAGUCCCCAGGCCACAGGUGCUGUGCUCUGUGGACAGAAACAGAUGUCUGAGGAAGUUACUUCGCUUCUUGUAGCUGAUGGAAUUUCAAGUGAGAAGAUAUUGAAGAACUUCUGACAACCCCAUUCUCGGGUUUCAUAGUUGUAUUAUUGUCGAGUAGAAGUUGCUAUGGAUCUAUAUCUAUUCAUUCUGUGAUGCUGAGUGUCAAAGUUUCUCGGCUUGGAAACACAAAAUAAGACCAAUUUUGCUAUUUCCGAGGUUCUUAUACACACUGGAGCUGUCUUUGAAGAUUGCCUCCAGCAGCCAUAUCAUACAUCUCAAUUAUAGUUGAUUUUUCAGUGAUCUACAAGGCCUCAACUGAAACAGAAGAGAAACAUGCUAAUCGUGAAGGACUCCAUACCCGGAAAUUGGCCCGAAGUAAUUUUUCCUUGUACAUUGUGUCUUCAAUUCUGACAGGAAACCAGCCACACUCCAUAUAUUUGUAUUCAUUCAUAAUUGCCAAAGGACAUGGCCCAUCUUCUAUAAUUGACAGCGGCUUCAAAAGUCAUCUCUCC
This is a messenger RNA of Camellia sinensis, 1478 nucleotides long. Its product is annotated as fruit protein pKIWI502. Gene Ontology annotation, molecular function: oxidoreductase activity. The record is from RefSeq and is a predicted model, not a curated record. Lineage: Eukaryota; Viridiplantae; Streptophyta; Magnoliopsida; Ericales; Theaceae.